Juglans microcarpa x Juglans regia is the source of this 1716-nucleotide messenger RNA. RefSeq names its product ent-kaurenoic acid oxidase 1-like. The coding region runs from base 36 to 1505 and encodes 489 amino acids. Gene Ontology annotation, molecular function: heme binding; oxidoreductase activity, acting on paired donors, with incorporation or reduction of molecular oxygen; monooxygenase activity. Gene Ontology annotation, biological process: brassinosteroid homeostasis; sterol metabolic process; multicellular organism development. The record is from RefSeq and is a predicted model, not a curated record. Lineage: Eukaryota; Viridiplantae; Streptophyta; Magnoliopsida; Fagales; Juglandaceae. The transcript has 9 exons.
AGACAGAUCAGAGCUAGGAUUAUUCGCAUUUGGAGAUGGAAAUUACUACGAUCGGAGUGUGGUUGGGUUUGCUAUUAGGAGGUUUGCCACUCUUAGGGUUGCUUCUGUGGUGGUGGAAUGAGCUUUGGUAUGUCUUUUCUUUUAACGCCCGGUGCUCCUUGAGUACUUCUUCUGCGACCAAGCUCCCACCAGGACACAUGGGCUUUCCCUUUUUGGGAGAAAUGCUCACAUUCCUCUGGUACUUCAAAAUUCUUCGUCGUCCAGAUGAUUUCAUCAAUUCUAAGCGUCGCAAGUAUGGUGAUGGAGUAGGAAUGUACAGAACCCACCUAUUCGGAUCACCGACAAUCAUAGCAUGCUUCCCAGCGGUGAACAAGUUUAUAUUCCAAUCAGAGGAUACCUUUCUCCUGAAAUGGCCUACCGUGGAUAUCCUUGGCCCUACUUCUCUAGUAGCAGUUCAUGGAAAGUCUCAUGCCAGACUUAGAAGCUAUGUAUCAAACGCUAUUAACCGGCCGGAUGCUCUCCGCCGCAUAGCUCUUCAGGUCCAACCCCUCAUGGCGGCUGCGCUCCAGUCGUGGGCACAAAAGGGCAAAGUCAAAGUAUAUGACGAAAUCAAGAAGCUGACCUUCGAAAAUAUUGGAAGAUUAUUUGUAAGCUUCGAGCCGGGGCCUCAGUUAGACAACAUGGACAAGUUGUUUAAGGGGUUGGUUCAUGGUGUUAGGGCGUAUCCAAUUAACUUUCAUGGAACUACUUAUCACCAUGCCCUUCAGUGCAGGAAGAAGCUUGAUGCACUUUUUUGGGUCGAGUUAGAGAAGAAAAGGAAGAACCAAAAUGGUGUAGAUCAAACGAAUGAUCUAAUGGAUGGGCUGAUGCAGAUUAAAGAUGAAGAGGGCAAUAAAUUGAGUUCUCAGGAGGUGAUAGACAACAUCGUUAGUCUUGUUGCUGCUGGAUAUGAAUCUACUAGCCUUGCAUCAAUGUGGGCUGUAUUUUAUCUUGCCAAAUUCCCUAAUGCCCUCCAAAAGUUACGGAAGGAAAACAUGGCCAUAAGCAAGAAGAGGAAAGGCGAUUUCAUCACAAGUGAAGAUGUCUCAGAAAUGAAGUACGCAAACAAGGUGGUGGAAGAGACAAUAAGAAUGGCCAACAUUGCACCAUUCAUUUUCAGAUCUGCCACCAAAGAAACAGAGUAUAAAGGUUACAAAAUACCAAAGGACUGGAAAGUGAUUCUGUGGGUUCGAUACCUCCACACAAAUUCUGAAAACUUUGAAGAUCCUCUGUGCUUUAAUCCAGAUAGAUGGAAUAAACCAGUGAGGUCUGGAACAUACCAAGUUUUUGGAGGAGGACCGAGAAUCUGUGCAGGAAACAUGCUGGCUAGCAUACAACUUGCACUUUUCCUUCAUCAUUUAUCUAUAGGUUAUAAGUGGGAAUUGCUCAACCCCAAUGCAAAGAUGGCUUAUCUUCCACAUCCAAAGCCAAUUCAUGGUGUUGAGGUUACCCUCAGCAAAUUUUAGGAUCAAACCAUCCUGAGUUCCUAUAUAUAUAUAUAUGAUCAUCAUGAUGAUCCUGCAGAUCAUGCAAUUGAUCCUUAAUGAACUUGGGAACAAUGCAUACAUGUCUGCUUUGUAGUACUGAUUCGCUCAUGGCUGGUCGAGUUUGUACGUAAUAAUUUUCAUUUCCUCCUCGUAAUUCUCAGCUUUCAUGAUAUCUAUGAUAAUUAUUGCC